AUGGGACUCAAGUUCCCUCAUAUCAAGAUCGUCUUUGGCGCGGUCGUCUUCCUAUCUCUGUUGUUCUUCACUCUAUCAUCCUACCGAGUCUCUGGUGUCCUUCCCAUCCAUCUCUCCAACGAAAUUCCUUCCAUUCGUACUGUCACAGCCACGGUCACUGUCACAGCGACGACGACGUUUACAACCGCCAUAACCACAACCUCAAUCACGAAAACUAAAGUUCAAACCAAAACAUCUCCUCCCGAAUCGACCACAACCACAACUACAAUCGACCCCAGCCAGCUCGAUAUUGAGCAAAUCGAAGCCGACUUCCCGCUAGGCUAUAAAAACCCGAACCCGUGGUUCAGAACUCCUGCUUCACCGAGGACAUAUGCGAAGGACUUGAUGAGCCUGCUAACCGACGAUCAGUUGGCUUUGUUACCUGGUUUCCGAGCCGCUGCUCUAAAUUGGCCUGAAAAAGUACGAAAAAUCGAGAGCUUUUACGGAAUCAAUAGGACUGGUUCAUGGCAAGAUCACAUCAACUCACUGGAUGAUGAUGGCCUUUCUCCGUUGACAAAAUGGGCCCAACAGUACAUCUACGACCAUCAGCACCCAGAAGAUUGCACAGGAAAGAAGUUCUACGUUCUUAAGAAUAAAUGGCCUCGUCAUGGACUCGGCGCUAUUAUUCGUCGCGUAUUUAUCGAAAUGUCCGCGGCAAUCCAGACCGACAGAAUCCUUAUCUUUGAUCCAGAAGACUCUCCUGGGAACACAUUAGUCGAAGAAACUUGCGGCAAGCACGUCGGAGCGAAGGCUUCUUUGGAGUGUGUCAUCGAACGAUUGUCAUCUUGUGCGUCUUAUGCGACAAAAGAAAACUCAGUCCAUCAAAUCGACCCUUCAGAAGUUAAGGAUGGGAAGAUCAGGGACACCGUCCCAUUCGCCGAAUUGGCCUACAGUUCGUAUUUCGGCGGGUCAGGCGUUUCCCCUGGCGGAUCAGUUUUGAGAUACUGGUGGCGAGCGCAACUUUACGGCUAUAUUCUCCGACCAAACCGCGCAGCAUUAGAAAGGAUGACAGAGUUGAGAUUGAACAAGACACUUCAUCAGGGUGUCGAAACCAACCGUGGAAAUGUUGAGGAGCCCGAGGCGCGUGAAGUUCCGUUUCCGUUGCCGCCUUCGACAGUCUCGAUACACAUCCGACAUGGCGACAAGGCAGGAGAAGGACGUCUAAUUUCGACACGGGAUUAUAUUGUCGCGGCGGAGCGUUUCAUUCUUCGGAAUCCACUAAGUUACAUAAAACGAGCAUUCAUGAGCACCGAAGACCCUGGUGCAAUCGCUGAGGCAAAAAGAACGCCAUUCGUCAACCCUGUUCGAAGUUUUGGGAACGUAGAUUGGACCUGGUACUACUCCAAUAUCCCACGUGUAGAUGGAGGGCCCCAGGCCAAUCUUGCACUCGCACAUAACAAAACCGACUCACUACUUACGCAUAUGAUGCAAUUAUGGAUGGCGGUUGAGUGUGAUACGUUCGUUGGGAAUCGCAACUCAAAUUGGAAUAAGAUGAUCGAUGCAAUUCGCUGUACCUUGAUGGAUAAGUGCCGCGCCCCUUACAUCGACGCUGGAUUCGUAGCAGAUUGGAUCAAUUUCCCAUAA
Molecule: messenger RNA, 1623 nt
Organism: Orbilia oligospora ATCC 24927
Lineage: Eukaryota; Fungi; Ascomycota; Orbiliomycetes; Orbiliales; Orbiliaceae
Exons: 6
Coding region: 1-1623 (540 amino acids)
Biological process (GO): protein N-linked glycosylation
Molecular function (GO): alpha-(1->6)-fucosyltransferase activity
Source: RefSeq, a predicted model, not a curated record